UACUUAAUCAAAGGGAGGGCUGAAGAGUGAUGCUGCUGUGGUUUUACAUGUCCUAUAAAAACGUCUGUAUAGCCUUCAGUUAACACUGUGACGGACACCUGCACAGGAUUAAGCAACUGUCAGUAUGAAUCUUGUCCUCUGGGUCCCCCUUCUGGCUGUGCUCUUUCAGCCUGCUUGGUGCGUCUACAACUGCUCCUCUGUGUAUAACAGGACUCCAGACAAUUCAGAUCUGGCGGUAAGAUGCGGCACCAGCAUGAUAACCAUCUAGGUCAACCUGUGCACGGCCCAGUGGGCAGGCUUCAACUCCUCCACGCUGGCUCUCAAUGGGAAUCACAACAAAGCUGCAUGUUUGGGCUCCAUGGAUGAUAGCGUAGACCCUCCUGUCAUCCGUUACUAUCUUCCUGUGAACAAUAGUGAGGACAACUCCUGCCGCCAGUCUCUGCAGAUUGUGGAUGAAGCCCCAGAUCCUACAGGUCCCUUCAGUGGUUUCUCUAGUAUCCAGUCAGUAAUCAUCACAUCAUACAUCGACACCUCAAAUACGGAUGUAGGGAUCAUCAGCUACUCCACAGAUUUAUAUUACCACUUCUCCUGCCGUUACCCUCUGGAGUAUUUAAUAAACAACACACAGAUUGUAGCCUCCUCGGUCUCUGUGGCGACCACCCAUAAUAAUGGAAGCUUUAUUGAUACUCUUAAAAUGGACGUUUUUAAUGACACAGACUACAGGUAUCCACUGGUUGUUCCAUCAACGGGGCUUCAGCUGCGAACCAAAGUCUAUGUGGAAGUAAAGGCUGUUAAUCUCACAGGAAAUUUCCACAUCCUUCUGGAUCACUGCUUUGCGACUCCCGGUCCUUACACGACUCAGAAUGAGCAGCACAACUUCUUUACCGGCUGUAAUGUAGCAGAAAAGUCAGUUGUGACAAGUAACGGCCUUUCCAAAGUGGCCCGGUUCAACUUUGAGGCCUUCCGCUUUGUUCAGCACAAAGACCAGCAGAAGUCCAGCAUUUACCUGCAUUGCAUACUGAGACUAUGUGAGCCCAGCAAAUGUCAACAGCUGCUCUCUGGCUGUAACAACAGAAGAAAAAGAUCCUUGACUGCCUAUGGAGAAGAAAGCAGCAACUCUGCCACCGUCUCAGUCGGACCCCUGUUCACGGGCCGGAAAGAGAUGCCUGAUGUAGCUGGCUCCACAGGUCACACUGUGGCAUCAGCGAGUGCUGGUGUGGAUGCAAGUAGCCUGGUGUGGCUCAUGCUUGGAUCAGCUGCUGCCCUGCUGCCUGAUAUGAUGAAGUAUUAUUAAUCUGGAGGAAUAACUCCCACACCAUAAAUCUGACUGACCGAUCAAACAGCUUGUAUAUUAUUUGCUGCUCAUUUUUUAAUCAGACUGUAACUCAAGGCUUAUGUCAAAGGGUUGCUUUUUGGCUGCAAUUUAGUAAUGUAGCAUCUGUAGUAUGUUUUAUUUGUGCACAACUCUGGAUGCCCUUUAACUAAGAAGAUAUAGAAAAGCUGAACUGUGAAAAACAAAUAUUAAGAAUGUGAAGUGUUAGAGAACAGAACUAGCACAUAUAUAUUUUUUUUAUAAUGCUUGUAAAAUUUCCUGCUACCUUUCUUUUCUAAAGUGGUUUACAAAAUCCUGUCGAAAAUACUUUAUACUCUUUUAUUACCGUGUAUAUAUUAUGUAGAUGAAAAUGAAAUAAAAUAUUUU
Cyprinodon tularosa is the source of this 1699-nucleotide messenger RNA. RefSeq names its product zona pellucida-like domain-containing protein 1. Gene Ontology annotation, cellular component: cell surface. The transcript has 11 exons. The record is from RefSeq and is a predicted model, not a curated record. Lineage: Eukaryota; Metazoa; Chordata; Actinopteri; Cyprinodontiformes; Cyprinodontidae. The coding region runs from base 359 to 1294 and encodes 311 amino acids.